Messenger RNA from Paramecium pentaurelia, 1116 nucleotides. The record is from the annotation of a GenBank genome assembly. NCBI's taxonomy places the organism in Eukaryota, Ciliophora, Oligohymenophorea, Peniculida, Parameciidae.
AUGCUAUUCAUGAGUUAGUUCAACCACAUUCUUAAUUCUAAAUUUCUUCAUGAUAUUUUUUUAUAAUAUUUUUAUCCAAAAAAGGAGAUUUUGAUAAAAUCACUAUAAUUUAGUUCCUAAUUAAUUAUUUAAUUUAAGUUUAUUGAUAAUUAGUAAUGUUCUCAAAAAAUUUUCUAUAAAUCAAUAGAAAUUGUGUAAAGUGUUAUACCAAUAUCUUAAAGAAAGAAAUAUAUAAUAAAAUAAAAAGGCUUAGAUAAAGUUAAUUCAUGGGAUUAAUCAAUAUUGAGAAAAUAAAUUGAGUAUUUUGGUUAUAAAUAUGAAAAAUUUUAGAUAAGAGAAAUUGAAAUUAAUAACCUCCUUCAAUUAAAACAAUAGCCUUAAAUUUAUUUUUAAUAGUUCUGCAUAUAUAUCUCUUAAAAUACUUAAUUAAUAUUAACAUUAGGGAUAUAAAACAAUCCAAAAUCAUUAUUAUAAGAAAAAUUAUAAUUAUCAUAAUUUAAUUAUUAUUAAAUUGAUGAUAACUCUAUAAAAUUAUCCAAAGAAUUAUAUCAUAAAGGUUAUCAUAUUGUAUUAAUCAUUAGGUUAUGAUUUAUAUUUGGGAGAUAAAUAUGAUGAGGCGAUAUAAAUAUUAGAUAAAUCACUAUAAUAUAAUCCUAAUAACCAUUUAUCUCUAUGGUGUAAAGGUAAAAUUAUAGAUGAUUAAUAGGUUAAUGUUUAAGAUUGUUAAAUAAAUAUGAAGAUGCAAUCACUUGUUUAGACAAAGCAUUAGCUAUUGAUACUAACCAUGUUAAUUCCUUAAGUUAAAAAGGUAGAUUGAAUCAUAAUUAUAUUAAUAGGUGAAUGUUUAAGAUUAAUGAAAAAAUAUAAUGAAUCUUUAUAAUAACUGGAUUAAGCACUGUUAAUUAAUCCGCAACAUUUAUUUUCUCUCUAAACUAAAGGUUUCAUAUAGUUGUAUUUUUAGGAGAUUGUUUAAGAGAUUAAUAAAAAUAUAAAGAAUCUUUAAUUUAUUAAUGAGAAAUCAUUAGAGAUUAAUCCAAAUAACCAAUAUUCAAAAAACUAAAAGGGUAUGCUUAAAUUAUUAAAUUAGAAUUUUGCUUAAAGAAAUUGAAUCAAUGA